UAAGCUGUAGCUUCGGCUGAUCGGCGCGCACAGACCAAGCGUUAGUGAUAAGCCUGGAUAAGCCACAACCGGCCCGCCAAUGUGGCCUCUCCUGCUGCUCCCGUUCCUCCUCGCGGCCGCGGCCAAUGCGUCCGCUGCCGACGCCGAGCCUCCCCCCGCGGCGGCGAUGGCCCCGUGGCCGGAGCAGUUCCACGCGGUGGUCGUCACCAACCUGACCGCGCGCGGCGGGCGGCUGGAGGUGAUCGACCUCUACUACGACUGGCCCCGCGGGCGCGACCUGAACCUCGUCCGCCUCCAGCUCCCCGACGGCGGCGAACCGCCGCUCCGGAACGUCGAGUGGGCCAACGGCACCGCCUACGUGUUCGACGCCGCGUCCUGCCGCACGUUCCAGUUCGCCGUCGGCCUCCUGCCGCCCGACUGGAAGGCCCGCGGCGCCGCCUACCUGGGCCGCGCGCGCGUCGACGGCUUCGACUGCCACGUCUGGUCCAACUUCCUCUUCGCCCUCUACUACGAGGACGUCGCCACCGGCCGCCCCGUCGCCUGGAAUUUCAUGGGGAAGGAGCGCCAUGUGCUGAGCUUCGAGCCGGGGGGCGUGCUGGAGGACGCGUCCAUGUGGCAGGCGCCGGCUUACUGCUUCGAUGGCAGCAAUGGCGGCGACGCCGCAGACGGAGUUGACGGCCAGGGCAGCAGGGCCGAUCUAGUGAACAGCAUGAUCAGGUUCGCCGGGGCUCCGGCUGCAGCUGCAUCGUUUGACCAGUGAGCUCUCUUGAAGUCUUGAGCCUUGAUGAUUGACUGAAGAGAGACUUUCUACGGUGACAUCUGUUUGGAGGAGAAUGUCAAGAAGUUUUGUCACAUUCUUUCCGCUUGUACGUAUAUGGUAUUAAGACAAAGUGCAAGCUGAAAAUAUAGAUGAAUGUAAAGGAAAAACUCAUAUUUUGUUGCUCGUAAAAUUAUGUAUACCUUUAGUA
Messenger RNA from Panicum hallii, 968 nucleotides. RefSeq lists its product as uncharacterized. The coding region runs from base 80 to 760 and encodes 226 amino acids. Lineage: Eukaryota; Viridiplantae; Streptophyta; Magnoliopsida; Poales; Poaceae. The transcript has 2 exons. The record is from RefSeq and is a predicted model, not a curated record.